CUCAUUAAUCCUGACGGGCCACUCUGCGUAGGAUCAACUCAAGUGGCGCGCAGAUUCAUCCCAUUGGUGCUCCUCCACAGCACCAGGACUCGACAACACACACUCGCACCGACACCAGGAUCCUCUGUGUUUCAUUGCAUGGCAUGCCUCUUAUGAAAGGAAGAUAACUUGCGCCAACACGUUCAGGAUGGUUUCUAAACAUGGAUAUUGCUGCAUUGCUGUUAAUCAAGAUUAAUUCACCCGCUUGCUUUCUACUGGGUUUAGCAGUGGUUGCAUGGAUACAAAGUGUGUCUCCACUCCAAGCCAGUUCUGUGUGCCUGUCAAAGCCGUGCCAGAAUGGGGGGUCGUGCCAGGAGGCCCCCUUGGAAUACCUCUGUCAGUGCCCAUCUCCUUUGCCCAGUCCCCUCCGCCCGGAGUGCCAGGAAGAACACCAGCCAUGCCUACACGGGACCUGCCGGGGGAACACCACGUGCCAGCCCAAAUAUGCGGGCUCUCAGGAGCUGUCUUGUCGCUGUGAGGUGGGCACUUCCGGGCAGUCAUGUGAGUCCAGGGUGCAGCUCUGUGCCCAGUUCCACUGUGGAGUAGAGAAGGAGGAGGGUGCCCAAUGUCACCUGUCGUCCAGCCCCAGUGUAGAGCAGGGUUACAGCUGUGUGUGUCAGCCGGGCUUCACGGGGGCCCAGUGUGAGACCCCCAUGGACCAGUGCACCCCGAACCCCUGCCGCAACCGGGCCAUCUGCCGGAGCCGUGGCGACGGGCCCACUUGCUUCUGCGUGCCAGGAUUCCAGGGGGCGCUGUGUGAGAUCGAGGUGAACGAGUGCAUCUCCCAGCCCUGCCAGAAUGGAGCCACUUGCGUGAACAAGAUUGGCAGGUACCUGUGUCUAUGCAGGCCUGGGUUCACAGGUGUCAGCUGUGAGCUCCAAAUUGAUGAGUGUCAGUCACAGCCUUGCCUCAACGGGGGCCGUUGCCAUGACUAUGUCAACGGCUUCUCCUGCACGUGCGCCGCUGGUUUCCAGGGUGACCGGUGUGAAGUGGAUGUUGAUGAAUGCAGGGACCAGCCAUGUCAACAUGGUGCACGGUGCAUUGAUGGCAUAAACAGUUUCAGCUGUGACUGCUCUCAGACAGGAUUCAUGGGGCUCCACUGUGAAGUCCCAGAGCCGCCAUGCCUGUCUGGUCCAUGCCUCAACGGUGCGGAGUGUGAGGAGAAUGGCACGGACUACACCUGCAAGUGUUGGCCAGGUUUUGAAGGGCCGCGCUGUGAAGUGGAUGUGAGUGAGUGUGCCAGCGGCCCAUGUCUGAACGGUGGUCGAUGCCUCGAGCGGUCCUGGGAGGCCCUCUACGGCACCGAGCCAGACUUCCCGGAGACGUUUGACCCCCGCCAUGCUGCGGGAUACACCUGCAGAUGCUCACCUGGAUUUACAGGUAUCCUUUGUAAGGAAGACGUAAACGAGUGUGAUGCCUCACCGUGUCAGAACGGCGGCGUCUGUGAGAACACGCUGGGCAGCUACACCUGCGUGUGUCCGCACCUGUCCCCGGAUGGACUCCACUACGGCGGUCAGAACUGCACGGUGGCACUUGUGGGCUGCGAGGGCCACGAAUGCCAGAAUGCCGCUGCCUGCCUGCCGUUCCUGAGCGAGGGUCGCCACGGCUACGGCUGCCUGUGCCCGGCUGGCUUCACCGGCUCACGCUGCCAGACGUCCACCACGUUCUCGUUCGAGCGCCGCGGCCGACUGCUCCUGCAGACGCCGCUGCUGGACGCCGAGGCCGCCUCCAACAUCACGCUGAGCUUCCGCACCGUGCUGACCGACGCUGUGCUCUUUCAGCGGGGCAGUGGCGGGCCCCUGCUGACCCUGGAGGUCCACGACGGGCGCCUGCGGCUCAGCCUCCGCGUCGGGGACACUCCGCUCGGGGCCCUGGAGCUGUCGCGGAACGUGACAGACGGCCAGUGGCACGGCGUCCAGGCGCUGCUCAGCGAGGGCCUGCUGGCACUGACCCUGCUGGACGCGGGCUGCGAGAGCGGCGGCCCAGACUGCGAGGGCUCGACUCAGGUGGACAGCGGGCCCCCGGGGUCGGCGCUGCAGCACACCCUGAUCGGUGGACCGGACGGCCCAAGCUUCAUCGGCUGCCUGAGGGACCUGUUCGUGGACUCGCAGCUGAUGGUGCCCGAGGACUGGCUGAGCAGCUCAGCCAUCAACGUCACGCCGGGCUGCAGCCACCGCGACCGCUGCCUGGACGGGCCCUGCGAGAACCGUGGCCAAUGUGUGAACCUGUGGCAGGCCUACCAGUGCCGCUGCCAGAGGCCAUACCAGGGCCAGAACUGCUCUGAGGAGUAUGUCACUGCCCGCUUUGGGCAUGAGGACGCGCAGAGCUACGCCAUCUUCUCCCUGGACCAGGAGCCCGCCGAGCCAGACGCACUGUCCGUCUCGCUGUUCGUGCGGACGCGGCGUCCCUCGGGCCUCCUGCUGGUGCUGUCCAACGGAACGGGUCAGUACCUGCGCAUAUGGCUGCAGCGCGGCCUGGUGCACGUGCAGGUCCACCAGCUGGAGGAGGUGCGGGGGGCGGGCGCGCUGGACGACGGCGAGGUCCACCUGGUGACCGUCAGCGUGGAGGGGGGCCAGCUGCGCCUGGCCCAGUCAGGGCAGGGCGAGGGGGUGGUCAGCGCGGAGACGCGCCCUGUGAGGGUGCAAGCGGGGGACGUGGUGCACGUCGGAGGGCUGGAGGAGGCACGGGGCACGGCCACGUUCGGGGGCUACUUCAAGGGCUGUGUGCAGGAUCUGAGGCUGGGCGCCUCGCUGCUGCAGUUCUUCGCCCUGGAGCUGGAUGACGAGCCGGUCAGCUCGCUGGUGCCCCAGAGGAUGAGUCAUGUCGUCCAGGGAUGUGUGGGAGACGAUACCUGCGCUAAAAACCCCUGCCAGAAUGGGGGCAUGUGCUACUCGGUGUGGGAUGACUUCACGUGUACGUGUCCACCCAACACAGCCGGGCAGCAGUGUGAGGAGGUGAAGUGGUGUGAGCUGUCGCCCUGCCCGCCGGAAGCUGUGUGCCGCACUCUGGGCCGUGGCUACGAGUGUAUUGCCAACAUGACUUUCCACGGGAACACGGCCAUAACCUACAGAGGCAGUGAGAGGAUUGAGAGCAGCCUGACCAGCAUCGCCUUCAGCCUGCGGACCCGCCAGCGCGACGGCGCCAUCUUGCACGCAGAGCGCGGCGCAGAGUUCAUCACCGUGUGGCUGCAGGACGGCCUGCUGGUCCUGCAGCUGCUGAGCGGCAACACCUCCUCUUCGUCCUCUUCGUCGUCAUCAUCGUUAUCGCCAUCAGUACCACCAUCAUCAUCAUCAUCAUCAUCAUCCUCAUCAUCCUCAUCGUUGGUGGCAUCGGAAACCCUCACCCUGCGCAGCUUGGUACCGGUGAAUGACGGCGCCUGGCACAACGUCGAGUUCUUUAUGGUGGCGCCGUGGGCCGAGGCCUCGCCGUGGACACUGCUGCUGGAUGACCGCGAGGAGCUCUCGUCCACCUCGGGUGCGGCCCUGGCGGGCAGCCUGGACUUCCUCCGCGACGGCGGCGUGGACGUGCAGCUGGGCGGCCUGGGCCCCGAGGCGGGCGGCUGGGGCCUGACCGGCUGCCUUGGCACGGUGGAGCUGGGCGGCGUGCCGCUGCCCUUCUACGGCGCCGACGAGGUGAGACUGCCGCGGCUGCAGGCCGAGCGCUUCGACCUGAGGGGCGUGGCGGGCCCGGUGCCAAGCGCCGGCUGCUGGGGCGAGCCCGUGUGCCACCCGGAGCCCGUCUGCUUGAACGGCGGACUCUGCCGCGACCUCUUCAACGACUACGCGUGCGACUGUGUCCCGGGCUGGACGGGCCGCCGCUGCGAGCUCAACGAGGACACGUGUGCCUCGGCGCCGUGCGUCCACGGCAACUGCACGGUGGUUGGCCUGGAGUACAGGUGCGUGUGCCAGGUGGGCUACACGGGCACCAACUGCAGUACGGAGGUGGAUGUGUGCGAGGGGCAUGCCUGUGCCAACGGCGCCACCUGCCUGCAUGGCGUCAACAAGUACGCCUGCCUGUGCGCCGAGAACUACACAGGCUCUUACUGCGAAGAUAAGGUUGAGGAGAUUCCAUGGUACUUAGUCGUCCAUAAAAUGCGCCCCAAGCUCCCGGUGACCAUCUGUGGGGACGAGCUGCGCAACUACGCGUGCUUCAACGGGGGCAACUGCUCCGAGCUGGAGCUGAGCUGCGACUGCCUGCCGGGAUUCAUCGGACACCGGUGCGAGCAGGAACUGGACGAGUGCAAGUCCAAUCCGUGCCUGAACGGUGGCUACUGCCGGAACCUGGUGAACAAGUUCCAGUGUGUGUGCGAGAUGAGCUUCGGCGGCGAACGCUGCCAGGUGGAUUUGAGUGUUGAGGGCCUGACCUCUGACCUGCUACUGUCGGCCAGCCUGCUUGCCGUGGCGCUGCUGGUGGCUCUGUCAGCCUCGGUGACGGUGCUGGUGGUGACGCUGAACCGGCGGGCGACCCGCGGCACCUACAGCCCCAGCCGGCAGGAGAAGGAGGGCUCUCGCGUGGAGCUGUGGAGCAUCGUCCAGCCGCCGCCCACAGAGAGGCUCAUCUGAGUGGGAAACAUGGCAGGAGGGGGGUGGGGGGGCUGUGGUCAGCCGCACAGCUGCAGGCCCAGGGUCAGACACAGGUGGAGCAGAGGGGACCAGGGACAGAGCUGAAGUGAAUGGAUAGGAAGGGGAUUUGAUGUAGUACUGGAUUCCAAACAAUCAGCGUCAGAGACACUCAACGCCUUCAAUUUCCCUGAAUGCCUUUUUUAGUGUCUUUUGAAUCUGAGUGACUGAAUGAAUUGAAUUGAAAUUAUGUGCAGUAUAUUGAGGUGAACAGUUCCAAAUCCUUCUGACAUCAGGUGAGCAGGAUGAAUUAUCCACACCCAGACAAGCUUGAUUUGUGCUUAACAAACUUCCCAGAGAAGCUUAGUUCUGGCUGUCUAUUAUUGUCUAUAUACUAGGCUAUUUAUUGAUUCUCUCAGGCAAACAUAUAGCCAAUCAGUUCUGAGAUGCUAGACCUAGUUCAGAAUAGGUGGUACUGUAUAUAUUGUUUGAGAACAGAACCAGCAUCCAAGGCAGCUGUAGUGAUAGAUGAACAGUAGAUGAUCACUGUGAAACAGUGAGUUGGAUCUGUAGAUAUAUUUUAUUGUUGCAUUGUUUUAGUAAACAAAGCAAAUAGUUGUUGCUAGUUAAUCUUCUGUACAUAAUUCUUAACUGUUGUCAAACACCCAUUUCGAAAAUGUACUUUGGCUAAAAGAGAAACAGUAUGAUUUACACUAAAAUACUUCAAGACAAAGCACCCUUCCAUUUAGACAGAAGACUAUGACAUAGAAUGACUCUCACUGUCUCAGCUCUGCUAGCUUCGUUAGAAUAACCUGUUUUACUAAACUCAGUCAAUAUUUUCUCUUGCUUUAAGCCUAAUUGUUAAAUGCCUCUUUACACUCUUACAAUUCUAAUUAAGCUAUUCAUGGCCAUUUAAAUUCAGCUGUUGUGGUCCAGUUACAUGGUGCUGUAGGGGACCUAGCCACUAUUUCUGUCCCACCUGUUUGUCUUUUUGCAUGCUUAAACCUCAGUUGGGUCAUAUUAACUGCGUGCGCUGCCUUUAAGCCUUAUUUUUGCCAUUGCCUGUCAAUUUGUUCAUCUGUGAGCCAAAACAUGUAAAAUGGUACGGAUUCAUUGCAGAUCUACUGGUUCUUAAGACUGAUUACCUCACCGUGCAUGAACAAACACAACUGAGCAUGUUGUUGAAUACCCAUG
Alosa sapidissima (American shad) is the source of this 5792-nucleotide messenger RNA. It is a transcript of the gene crb1, whose product is annotated as crumbs cell polarity complex component 1. Gene Ontology annotation, cellular component: protein-containing complex; plasma membrane. The record is from RefSeq and is a predicted model, not a curated record. The transcript has 13 exons. Lineage: Eukaryota; Metazoa; Chordata; Actinopteri; Clupeiformes; Clupeidae. Gene Ontology annotation, molecular function: calcium ion binding. Bases 201 to 4601 code for a protein of 1466 amino acids. Gene Ontology annotation, biological process: establishment or maintenance of epithelial cell apical/basal polarity; heterophilic cell-cell adhesion.